Messenger RNA from Spirometra erinaceieuropaei, 6347 nucleotides. The record is from the annotation of a GenBank genome assembly. NCBI's taxonomy places the organism in Eukaryota, Metazoa, Platyhelminthes, Cestoda, Diphyllobothriidea, Diphyllobothriidae.
CUUCGACCGUCCAAUAUCUGUCGACCGGGCAGUGCCCUCCGAUCCGUAUCAACCAGUAACAGCUCUGCUGCACAGUCGCCCGCAUCUUCCGAUCUGAGCAACUCACUCUCGCGCAUCACCGCCUCAUCUCUGGUAGGGACAAUUUCCCCCCCCCCUCUGUACCCACCAUUGACCCAGUUGUUGCAUUCGUGUUUUUUUGCCGACUUGGCUUGCACAGGACAAACUUCAAAAGGCGUGCGUGCGUGCAUAGAUUUAGGCAAGAUUCCGGUUGGGACAGGCUCUCACUAAUGACAGGCGAGGGGCAAGUGCGUCAGAAACCUUGACGUGGUCGAUUGGAGCAUGCGCUACAGGAAAAUAUGAAGACAAACAAUCUAAAUUUGCAAUUCCAGUGAAAUGUUGAUAAGGCUUGUCCGAAACACUCAAACAUGUCCACAUCAAUUACAAGCUCAUUGUUGCAGGAUCUCGUUACGCGGAUAGUCUUUCUCUUCUCACUUACCUCCUCCUUUACCCCCUGCACACAUCCGUAUAGGCGUUUCCAGAUGCAUGCAGCAGGCAAGAUCACGCGAGGCGGUGUAGUCUUCAGUUGUAUCACGGGAAAUUGGACUUCUUCGAGCGGCCUAAAGGUUGAGAAGCCCAUAUAAAUGAGGAAACACACAAGAUGGUUAGAAGUCAACAGCAUGUCAGACCACUGGCUUUGCCCUUCUUUAGGUGCGCGCUCCGUUCUACUAAUUUAAGGGUACUUUUUCUGUGCUUUCGUAAGUUAAAUGGGGGAGUGAGCUUUUCAAUACCAGCGUGUGCGGUUAUUUACGACUUGUGUAGUUAAUGGCUGUUACUGACUGCUAGGGGUUUCUACCACCGGCGCAAUGAAUUUCGGCCAGUGGCUUGCUUCUGACCUUACUUAAGAGGUAAUCGCGCUGCAUACCUGGCCUUUUUGCCGUCAGCUGGCGCAGGCAACUGUUUUUCACAUGACCGGAAACUGCUAUACAGUGAUUGCUUGAACUGACUUCCAGCCCGCUCGAACAGUAAAACGUACGCGCUGCUUCAUUUAUUGGCUUAGGGCGUUACAGGCUGCCUCCUAUAUAAAGUACAUCUGCGUUUAUGUAGCUCCCAUUUCCUCCAUAAUGUUCGCUCGGAGAUUAAUCCUACCCGACCAAAACUUGCCAUGGCGACUUUGACAUACAAAGUGGAUAUCCAGGGUGCUCUCACAGACUUCUUCAGGCGGAAGAGUUUGGGUGCGUCUGAAGACGCAUUUCGGGCCUGUUGGCCUCUUCACAUGCAGCAUGCAUUUCAGUGGAAAAUUCUGCGGAUAUUCAUGCGUUUAGCUAAGUAUGCACGCACUUUUUCUCCGGUUGACCAGGCAGCCUAUGUGUGCUUGGAGCCGCUACUUUCGGAAAGCGCGACACCCAAAAAGCUCGCACGCAACUGUCCCCCGCACUCACAGAACUGUUUUACUCCUCUGCUGUUGUGCCCACGAUGAACAAACCAAACGACUUAGUUAUCUUCAUUACCCACAACACCUUACCUUGACCUCAUCAGGGCGAUAUUGCCGGCGUAGUCGGUCUUCCAGUUUUUGCUGUUUUGCGGUUGGAGAACAUAAUCUCGAAAAGGCAGUCCGGGGUUGCCGUUUGUACUUGGCCUAUAUAGAAAAAAUUCCAAGAAGUUUUAUGAGGCGUCUAAUCAUCGACGCUGGUUCCUCUAUGCCUAUCGUCUGUCUUCGUUUAGUCCUUUCUUGUCCCCUAGCACUAUUUGAUUCAACUCUCUCUUCGCUUUUGUCACUUCAGCUCCUUGUAUUGUGUUAAACCUUGGGUAUUGAUUGAGUUCAGAGCUUGGAUCACAAUGCUUCAAACCAGACUCUUAGCUUUUGCAGACUAUUAUGUCGGUCUUUGGUAGCGGUACCAGUGCUGACGACAGUGGUGAAGCUCACGGAUGUCGUCCCACCCUAAUCGCCUGUGGGGCGUUCCGGUAUCAUUUAUAGUUAUACGGACAAUUUCAGUCAUCCGACCUACCAGAUUGCGAGGGCGUGUGUGUGUGCCUAUGUGCAUUGUCAACCCCAGCAAGUUCGCUCUGGCGCGCUCGCUCAGUCACAAGGUCGACAAUUGUUCCACCUUCCCCUCUUCCUCCUGUUUCGGCUUCUUUUCGCCAUACGUUUACGCGCAUCUGUUCACAGCGCAUGGUGCACACAUCCGCAGACAAACGCCUACAUGCACACAGCAGGCAGAUUCACACGCGAGUGAUGUUCACGGACAGGCUUGUAACUCCAACAAAGCCACAGCUGACUACGCCUCUCUUAUCCCAAUUUUUGUCUAGUUUCCCUGCCUGCCUGCACACACGCGUGCCUCUCGUGAACCUUAUUGAUUGUCCUGUCGCAACACGCUCUUGCACGCAGCUACCGUCGUUUGCGCCCAGCUGCCACCGCUAAUGACGGCGCCUUCUUCUUUUUUUUUUAUCCCUAUAUCACUUCCAUUUAGUCCUUAAGCGGAGCCAGCGAGAGUGGUAGCUCCACACCAGUCUCCAGCGUCGCCUCGGUGCCGCAGCCGAAGGCCUGUGGCUCCCUGUUGAGACAGCCUCACUCUCGAAGCGCCCUGCGCACGCCCGGCAGUCUGUUGAAAUCCAGCCCUCUGCAGCGCGCCAACUCCGCCUCGGCCAGCCGUUUGUCCAGCGGAGGAGGAUCGGCGCCGAAUAGUGGUCUGUUGCCACCGGCAGUGGCUUCGCCCGUGCUGAGCCGCCUGGGCCACGCCUCUUCCACUCAGUCCGUCGACACGGGGCUCUCGACACGACCUCGUCCUCCCACCGCGCCCUCUGCCCUGAGGGCUCCGACGCAGACCGCUAACAGCAAAAGCGGCCGGCUUCACCCCCCCGCCACCGCGUUACCACUGGCCAAGCGCACGCCGGCGAACCCAACGGUUGUAGCAGCUCAGAAGGUCACGACAGGUCUGAGGCCGCCGGCCAAGAAGUCGGCCCCACCAGCCGAUGGAAGACCAGGUGCUGCUGCUCCCCUCUCCUCGAGAUCCACAGCACCGACUACCGUUGGUAGCAAACUCCCUGCGGGCUCCAAUCGCCCCGUGGCCAUUCGACCCGGUGCAAAGGUUGCACAGUCCCCGGAGGGUGCAGCGGCGGAUGUGGGCCGUCAGGAAGUUGGAGAGGCAACCGAGCACAACGAACACAAAGUUGUACGCGGCGGUCGCAAGUCACUGUUAGGUGAGCAGCAGUCUUUCGAUGGUAUUAUGGUAUGAGUCUUGUUCACUUAAAAAAACUCCGUCGAUCGACUAUUUGUGUACUGAAGCCUUAGAAAUCGCCAAAGCGAAUACCAAACGUUCAUUAAAUUUAAUGGCAUACCUAACUCACAUAGGCCAUCUGAGAAUCUCUUGGCUAUGUGUCCGUUACCACCCUUUUGCGUCAGUUCGACUCAUUUAUACUCUGUUUUUUAUCCUUUUUUCAUUGCCAUCUUUUGUAAAACUGCCUGACGUUUUGCUUAACUUGUGUCUGGCCUACAUUCUAGUUCCAGGCUAGUCGAUUUGAGUGCACUUACUCUAAUCCGCCGCACUUUCCCCAUGAUUCCGUUAUCUCGGUUGUCCGUUUGAAUCCAAGUGCUUCAACGCGCCCUGUCCACCUUAGUCUUUUUUCCCUGAUACCGAAAUUUCCUGUCACUCAGUGACGGUUAUAUUUUAGAAUUGUACUUUUAUCCGCGACUUGCUGACCACCGAACUGGAGUAAGUUUUGUGUUCACCAGGCCGUCCAACCAACGAACUACUGCAACCUCUCCAGACGAAUGGCUUGUUUUAGUCUUUGGUGGAGGUAGACACGGCCCUUUUCAAGGGACUGUCGGUUUCUCCGAACCCUGUUACUGACAAGCUUAGGAUUUUCUGUUCUUUCAAAUCGCUCACUACAUGAACACGUAGUUUGCCCUCCAUUUAAAGCCAACCUCAGCGCACGGAGUAGGACUUGGUUGUAAUCCCUCAAUCACUCGCAUUUUAUGAUCGAGCGGCAGUCUGUUUCGGCUUUAGCGCUUUUGAGCACACCGAUUCUGUCCUUCCGCACUGCCCAUUAGACACUGUUUUGCCGUACAUACGAUUGGGGAGAAACCAAGUUCCCCCACCGCAUAUGGUGGCCUGUUAAUCGACGCUCUUCCGGAGGGGUAAGAAAAUUGAACUGUUUUCCCUUAUUACUGAACGUACGAGGGAAUAUAGCCAGCUGGGGUGGGGUGUGGGUGUCGCCUUAGCUGUCAGAUAUAACUUGACCGUCGGAUCGCACGGUUGACCAAGCACACACGAACGUGUCUCCUCGAAGUGACGAUUAGUAGCACUCAUUGUGUCCACUACCUAAGAGAGGUAGUAAGAUAUUGUAAUCCUAAGUGGUUAUGCUUAUUGAAAUUGAAAAAAACUAAAGACGGAUGAAGAUGGUCCGCGAACAAAAAGAGUGCGAUGAGGACAUUGCGCGUUGUGAAGCCCCGAUAUGUAGGCAGACUUGGGUUAAAGGCCUGGACGCGUAAUUGUCAGGUGCAUGCAAAACCUGCUGGUUUUCAUUAUUAUUCUUGCGGAAGACCUCGAGAGUAGACAGUCAUGGUAAUUUCCUUCAGGACGGUGAGUUAUGAGUCAUCAGUCUGUAGACAACAUGCGCACACCUGGCUGCGGCCCAAGAGAGUGUGUGCACGCGGACCGGGAGCUGCCUCGCCUUCCUCUCAGGUCUCCAUCGUUAGAGUCGCUUAUUUCUUCAGAUUGAUCCGUUCUGGAUAUACCAUGGGGCAGACGCCCAGUCCUCGUUACGAACGCAGUAUGACUUUCAUGAUCGUUUCGCAAGUGUAGAGAUCAGCGACAGGCCCCAUAUUUCAGCUUUGCGACGGCGGCUCUUCUUACUGGACAGAAAACUCAUUUUCGGCUCCCCUGUCCUUUGGAUUGUCCAACACUGCGUAGUUGUCAGAACUGAGGGUAUGCUGACUUUAUGCGUAGCUUCCGUUGAAGGUCGCGCUAUUAUCUUACUCCUGUGGGCGCUCCUGGGACCGCGCAGUCAGGUUAAGGGCAGGUUAUAUUUUCUCGGACUCCUGUCGCACUGGCCGCUAAUAGUACACUUCGAGCAAACUUUGGGCGGAAUUUGUGGGUUAGUUAGGUGAACGCUGAUAUUAAGCACUUAUAUGAGCCCGUAGUCUCAUAAUUUUUGGGUAUGGCAUACCAACUGGCUAAACUUUGACUUUUUGAGCCCACGCAAGUGUUCGAAUUGCAACAGGCAAUCGCAAAUCCGGAAGCAUUACGAACAAAGACAGCAAGGACUUAGAUCGCCGUUUUCAGCAUAUUCGCUGUCGUUUGCCAAACACGUUACUACUCAGGGCUUAAUACUGCAAAGAAAGUGGAUACUAUGAUAGCCACCUGCAGUCGCAAAUAUGGCCACAAAAUCUCAUUCACUUGCGUCCCGCGCUAAUGACGUGGCAUUUUCGACUCCUUAACUAUAAAGGUCAGAUAUGGUUAUGCAGCCGCACCUGAGGUAAACAAACCCCAACCAUCUGUAGUACGGAACCGGCCGUAAUAUGAGGUUUUUACAGGUGGGGCCGGUGAACGCACAUGCGACGAGAUUAAGUAGUUGUAUGCAAAAGAAAAGCAAUUGGGAAUGCGCGGUUGUACUUUGAGUGGUUGAUAAAUAGUUGCCCCAACCCCAACAGUAUUGCGUCCAUCAGGUGGGGCUAUAUAACCAUAUCUUACUAAUAUAAAUAAUCAGGUGUCAGUUUUUCACGCGUACUGCCGGUGGACUUGCUUUUUUACAAAACUCAAUGUUCAGGGCUCAGUAUACCCGACUUUCUUGAUAUAGGUCGCAAGCCAGGUACGACUGGUGCCAUCCCAGUUACCCCCACCAGUCUGGUUCGUCCUACAUCAGCUUCUCCCGCGCCAGCCAAGAGCCGUUCUGCAGCUCUUCCCCGUCCCCAGUCUUCGCUAAUCAAACCGGCCACUGUUCCAUCAACAGCACAUCGUUCGAACGGGAUCACCUCUGCUGUAACCGCGACUUCGGCGAGUCAUCGAGAGCCAGAGGCCCCUCACGCGCCUGUUUGCGAGUCCUCUUCCAACUCUUUAAAAUUUUCAGGUCUGAAACCUCCCACAGCAGGCUCACAGUUGCCAAAACCUCCUCUGAGGGCGCCUACCACGGGUGUCUCGGCGGCCGCCGCUUCUCAAACCAGAGCUAGCCUGUCGGGUGUUCGGCCCUCAAACUCGGAGCAUGUGAAGAGCGGCCUUCCACGAAUCCAUCCCCCGAGCAUCGCAGCCACCGCUGCUGGGGCUGAUAAUGUCGGCACCUCCGCUCGCGUUGCCGCCCCUCCUGUGUCUAAGUUCGAUCAGUGGAUCGUGCGUAGAGAACUGACAAAUUAA